This is a messenger RNA of Harpegnathos saltator (Jerdon's jumping ant), 1470 nucleotides long. It is a transcript of the gene Eaf6, whose product is annotated as chromatin modification-related protein EAF6/MEAF6. Bases 309 to 959 code for a protein of 216 amino acids. The record is from RefSeq and is a predicted model, not a curated record. The transcript is spliced from 4 exons. Gene Ontology annotation, cellular component: histone acetyltransferase complex. Lineage: Eukaryota; Metazoa; Arthropoda; Insecta; Hymenoptera; Formicidae.
AGUUUAGUGCCCGUUUGGUGCCCUCAAUUUCUGUGACAUAGAUACUUCACUAGGAAACGAGAAUUGCGCUCGCAUCCAUGAGCGACUUUCGAUUAAUCGAUUAUCUUUCGACUCUCGCCAUCACUGUCUGUAGUAUGCACACAUGCGCACAAAGUGUUGGCCCACGAGAUUUGUUCAUCCAUCUCUCGUGAUCUCUCGUCGUAGAGAGAACGAGGAUAUAUCGAGUGUCAAAUUGGUCAAAGUUUUUCACAUCAUUUUGAUUUUAAUAUUUUAAUCGACUGCAGAAUUUUAUUACAAUAUAUCCCAGGAUGUCCACGAAAUCCUCAGUGGACUUGCGAGCCGAGUUGGCGGAAUUAGUAAAACGCAAAGCUGAAAUCGCUGACACAUUAGCCAAUCUAGAACGUCAAAUAUAUGCCUUUGAGGGAAGCUAUUUAGAGGAUACGCAAUUGUAUGGAAACAUAAUAAGAGGUUGGGAUAGGUAUUUAGCAAGCAACAAAAACACUAACAGUAAAGCCGAUAAGCGCAAUAGAAAAUUCAAAGAAGCCGAAAGAUUGUUUUCCAAAUCGUCUAUCACAUCUAUGGCAGCUGUUAGUGGACUAGUAGAGAAUACACAAGAAAAAAUUGAACGGUACAGCGAGUCGGAAUCCCAGAUCGGGAACAGCGGUAGCGAGGACAAUUGCAACUUUGGCAAUUCGAACACACUGUCUUCUAGCAAUAACAAAGAAUCUAGCGGGAAAAAUCACACUUCCAUCCAAACUGGAUAUGUGCAAAAUAACGGGACUCUCAGUAACACGGAUAACGCCUCGAUUCAGUUUACGAACGGAUCGAUGUCCAACGGUAACCUGGAACACGUGGCCACACCCGUGAAAGAGUGCCACAGUAACAGCAAAGACUCGAACAAAAAUAAAUCUACGAAUAGCGCGAAAAAGAACAGCAAUAAACGAUCUAGGAAUAGGUAGAAAUUGCUUUAACCUUUGACGUCUCAAUGUGUUUCAUUUUUUUUGUGUUAUUGUACAUGUAUUACUUCGUUCGUUGGCGUCCCGUAAAACUGACGUUGCAUUCGUGUCCGCGCAUUUUUCGUUUUUCGUAUUUUCCUUGUAUUUAUGUGUCACACAAAGAUCGAAACACGUUAACAUGAAGCACAGAUACUCAGCACAGUUGUAUAUAAUCAGCAUUCACAUUUUACCAUUAGCUCGCGUAAUGAGGAUGUAUGAUUAAAUUGAUACGUCCAACUUUGCACGCUGAUUAAAUUAAUUUCCCUUCCGCACUGCGUAUACCUGUGUAUUAAUAAUGAGCACGUAGCGAAGUUAGUGUACAUUCCACAAGAAUGUUAUAUAUGUAUAUUUAUGAAGUUUCUUACAGUAUUGAUUGUUGAGCAGCUAUUUUUAAAUUUCUCGAACCAAACAAAAACGGAAAUGUAGAAAGUAUGUUGGGAGUGACGCGACUUAAUGAGAAUAUAUUCUUUUAAUA